Molecule: messenger RNA, 3280 nt
Organism: Oryza sativa Japonica Group (Japanese rice)
Lineage: Eukaryota; Viridiplantae; Streptophyta; Magnoliopsida; Poales; Poaceae
Source: RefSeq, a predicted model, not a curated record
GCUGCUAUAAUAAGUAGCCAGCAGUAGAAAGUCUCACUCUUGUGUAAAAAAAAAAAAGAAGAAGAAGGAUUUGGAUACAACGAUCCUUUGGAUUGAUUUGUGAGAGAUUGCAACAGAAUUGAGUUCUUGUGUCUCUUCUCUAGAUCUCUCCUUUUUUCUCUCUCCCAGUAGGUGUGCUGUGUUUAUCUGAUUUGGAUUUGUUAAAUAUGGUGAUAAGUACAGAGUAGACAAGAAGAUUUCAAGCAAGCAAACCAAGUGCUACAAGAGGAUUAGUAGAGUAGUUCUUGCAGGGAAAGGAAUGUACUAGAAGGAAGUGAGAGCUUGCUUGGCUAAUCUCUUGCUUCUGCCGCUUGUCCUCUCAUCCGAGAGAAAUCUUGCCAAUUAUUUAUAUCGGAGUAGUUUGCGUGGCAAAAACCAAAUCAAAUCUUUCUCCUCUGCGCUCUCGAUUCGUCGCAAUGGGAGAGACAAAGUUGGCAAGUUGAGGGAGCGAGUUUGGCGGGAAUGGAUGUGGAGGGCGGCGGCGCGGCGGCGCGGAGGAAGGGGGGGUGGUGGUGGUGGCGGGAGGAGGCGGUGCUGGCGUACCAGAGCCUCGGGGUGGUGUACGGCGAGGUGGCGGCGGCGCCGCUGUACGUGUACAGGAGCGCGUUCGCCGGCGGCGACAUCGAGCACUCGGCGGGGAACGAGGAGAUCUACGGCGCCCUCUCGCUCGUGUUCUGGACGCUCACCCUCGUCCCGCUCGCCAAGUACGUCCUCCUCGUGCUCCGCGCCGACGACGCCGGCGAGGGCGGCACCUUCGCGCUCUACUCCCUCAUCUGCCGCCGCGUCCGCGCCGGCCUCCUCCCCCCCUGCGCCGCCGCCGCUGCCGGCGAGGAGCUUGACGCUGCGGGCGCCGCGGCGGCGCCCGUGUCGGCCGUGCGCGCCGCGCUGGAGCGGCACCGUGUCCUGCAGAGGCUGCUGCUGCUGCUCGCGCUGCUCGGGACGUGCAUGGUCAUCGGCGACGGCGUGCUCACCCCUGCUGUCUCCGUGUUCUCAGCGGUUUCCGGGCUGGAGUUGUCCAUGGACAAGGACCAACACAAAUAUAUAUUGCUUCCAAUAACAUGCGUGAUACUGGUGUGCUUAUUCGCCUUGCAACACUACGGCACACACAGGGUUGGGUUUCUUUUCGCACCUAUUGUUUGCUUAUGGCUUCUCUGCAUCAGCAUCAUAGGGGUGUACAACAUCAUCCAUUGGAACCCCCAUGUGUAUCAAGCCCUUUCACCAUACUACAUGUAUAAAUUUCUCCGAAAGACUCAAACAGGAGGUUGGAUGUCGCUUGGUGGAAUCCUUUUAUGCGUAACCGGCUCUGAAGCUAUGUAUGCAGACCUUGGACAUUUCACACAGAACUCAAUAAAGAUGGCUUUCACACUAUUGGUUUACCCAGCGCUUGUACUGGCCUAUAUGGGUCAAGCUGCUUACAUUUCACGCCAUCACAAUUUUGAGGAUGGCAGUCAUAUUGGAUUCUACGUAUCAGUGCCAGAAAAAAUCAGAUGGCCUGUUCUGGGGAUUGCAAUACUGGCAUCUGUAGUUGGCAGCCAAGCAAUUAUCACUGGGACUUUCUCAAUUAUCAAGCAGUGUUCGUCCUUAAACUGCUUCCCUAGGGUGAAGAUUGUGCAUACAUCCUCUACAGUGCAUGGUCAGAUAUACAUACCAGAGAUCAAUUGGAUAUUAAUGAUACUAUGCCUUUCUGUAACUAUAGGCUUCAGAGACACAAAGCACUUGACAAACGCACAAGGGCUUGCAGUUAUAACUGUUAUGCUCGUCACGACAUGUUUGAUGUCACUGGUUAUUCUUCUUUGCUGGAACAAGAGCAUUGUCUAUGCUCUCAGCUUCCUUCUUUUCUUUGGUGCAAUCGAAGUAAUCUACUUCGCGGCUUCACUUGUGAAGUUUCACGAAGGGGCUUGGGUACCUGUCACUCUUUCCUUCAUUUUCAUGAUGGUGAUGUGUGUGUGGCACUAUGGAACUAAAAAGAAGUAUGAGUUUGAUGUGCAAAACAAGGUCUCCAUAAGUUGGCUCUUGAAUAUUGGCCCUUCCUUGGGAAUUGUUCGUGUACGAGGAAUUGGUCUGAUACACACAGAGCUUAUGUCAGGGAUUCCAGCCAUUUUCUCCCACUUUGUGACCAACUUGCCUGCGUUUCAUCAGGUUCUGGUGUUUCUAUGCAUUAAAUCAGUAUCCGUACCACACGUUCAGCCUGAGGAGCGAUUUUUGGUUGGCCGCAUUGGCCCAAAAAAGUAUAGGAUAUACAGAGUGAUUGUCCGGUAUGGUUACCGUGAUGUACAGAAGGAUGAUGUAGAGUUUGAGAAGGAUCUAGUCAGCAGUAUUGCAGAGUUCAUCCGCUGUGCGGACUCUAACCAAAACAGUUUUAUGGACGGCGCAAGCCAUUCAUGUGAGGGGCUAUCUUUCAUCAGUAAAGGCCUUCCACUUGAGGAGGAGGAAGGUGAGUUUGAUGGAUCAGAUUCAACAGGAUCAUCUGCUCAUAAGGAGAUAAAUCCAAACACGACGGCACCGAAGCCAAAGAGGGUGAGGUUUGCACUUCCAAAGGACACAAAGAUAGACCGGGAGGUGCGCGGCGAGCUGCAGGAGCUGAUGGAGGCAAGGGAGGCAGGCAUGUCCUUCAUAACGGGCCGCUCCCAUAUGAAGGCGAAAAGCGGGUCUGGUCUGAUAAAGCAGAUUGUGAUAAACUUCGGCUAUGAGUUCUUGAGAAGGAACAGCCGGGGCCCUGCGUUUGCAGUAAACUUACCUCAUGUUUCAACUGUAGAGGUUGGAAUGAUCUGCCUAGUAUGAUAUGGUCCAUCAUCACAUUUGGUUGUAGAAAUGUAGAAAUAGCCCAUGUUCAUAUACCUUCAUGUAUAUAUAUAUAUAUAUAUAUAUAUAUAUAUAUAUAUAUAUAUAUAUAUAUAUAUAUAUAUAUAUAUAUAUAUAUAUAUAUAUAUAUAUAUAUAUCCUGACAAAAGAUGUAGAUGAUUGAUGAAUCAGGAUACAUUGGCCAGCAAGUGCAGAGAACACUGCACAGAAGAAGUGUGCAUUGGUUUUCUGAGCAGUCUUGUGUUGAGCUGAUCUUUCUAUCGGCCUGUCGAUCUGUUGCUAUCGCAAUUGCUGUGUAUAUAUUGGUGAUAGAGCUGUAGUAGUGGCAAUUUUGUGCAUGAGUUGGAUCUUUAUUGACUCUAGUCCAUUGUGUUCAUCACACUGUAUCAGAAUCUGAAUAAGGUUGCGUGCUGAAAUUGUUUGUUGGGCAUCCUGAGAA